UGUUGUCUCUGUUGACAGAUCAUCAGGACGCUGGAGCUCCUGCCCAUCCCGAACAAGAACAUGCUGGAGGAGAGCAAAAUCCUUCCCAUCAUCCAGCGUUGGGCCCGGACCAAGUCCGCCAUCCCCCCGCAACUGAGCGAAGGGGACGGUUAUUCCAGCGAGAACACCUCCCGGGCUCACACACCCCUCAACACGCCCGACCCGACCUCCAAGCCCCUCCUGGAGGGCGAGAUGGACACCCCCAAGAAGCUGGCCUCCCGGAGGCUCAAGAUCAUCAGCGAGAACAGCAUGGACAGCGCUCUCUCGGACACGGCCAGCGAGGUGGAGCUGAAGGAGAGCAAGGAAGACCUCGAGCCCCCCGACUACCUCCCGACCGAAGCCGGGGACGAGCCGCCCUUGGAGCAGGAGGCCACCAAGGAGGGCGCCACGGAAGACCUGAUGGAGGCCCCCAAGGCUCCCGCCGCCGCUGACCAGGAGGUGGAGCCCGAGGGGGAGGGCAAGGAGAGCCACACCCCCAAGCUGGAGGACCCCGUGGCGGCUGAAACCCCUUCCCAAGACGAAGAGGAAGGGGUCUCCGAUGUGGAGAGCGAACGAAGCCAAGAACCGACCGACAAGUUGAUGGACCUGAGCGACUUGGCUACCAAGCUGCUGGAUGGCUGGAAAGAACUCAAACUUCUCAGGGCAGCCAGGAGCUCCUUAACAUCCCCAGCUGGCCCACAGCUCCCAUUAUCAACUCCGUCCUCCUGAAGAGUGGAAAAGCCUGUGGAAGAGAAAAAAAUUCCCAGCGAGAGAUGGUUGACAAGCUGCCUGACGCAUGAGCGAUAGGCUGAAUUAAGACCGGAAAAAUGAAAGCACAGAGGUGGCUAAACUCUUUGAGGCUGAAAAAUUUGGGGGCGUCCAGCAACGACGCUUGGGGAAGCACCCCCUAAUUCCUGGCGGGAGAGCCGGAUCGUGUGAGCUAUUUGUUUUAUUUUACACACCACGUGUACUCCUUUGCACAUGCCUACAGCCCUGGCUUGGCGCUUCGAGGGCUUCGCUGGAGGGAAGGCCUCGAACCCAAGCCAGGGCCCAUCCGACACGGAAUCCACCUUGCAAACCAGCACAACCACACACAGACCUGGGGG
This is a messenger RNA of Pseudonaja textilis, 1124 nucleotides long. Lineage: Eukaryota; Metazoa; Chordata; Lepidosauria; Squamata; Elapidae. The record is from RefSeq and is a predicted model, not a curated record.